AAGAGCAGCGACGAAAGCCAGAGGAAGCACGAAAUCGGAAGCGAAACAACGCUACAGAGAAAGAGAGAGGGAGAAAGAGAGGAGGAGGAAAGAAUGGGGUACGUAUUGCGGGUGAGAAUGGCGUCGUUCUUCGCCGGAGCCGCGACGGCGUCGUUCAUCGGCCUCUACAUCCUCCACAACGACUACAAGGUCGCUCAAGAAUCCGUCUCCCACCAGAUGAAAGGGCUUCAUGCCUCGCUGGAUAGACGAAUUUCCGAUCUGGAGAAGUUGAAGCAAGCCAAUGUUUCUGAUCAUGCGGAAGCAGCUGAGUAGAUCCCUGAGUCAUCUUCUUGUUGUUGAUGUGCUGCCGUCAUUAUUUUUGUUUUGCUAUGUUCUCACUAGGCAGUUUCUUUCCAGUUUUUCUGAAAUUUUAGCCCCUAUAAAAGGAAAAAAGAGAAUAACAGCAAUCAAUCCAGCCCUACUGAGAUCAAUUGACAGUUGUUUCUUGCAAGAAGAUCGUCUGAUUUUUGGUUUGGUCAUAGUGUUGUCGUCGUGCGAUCAAUUUUCAGUUGCACUUAAUCAUGCUGCCUUUUUCUAUUUGCAGCAAUCAUAAAGUUUGCUCCUUCGUUCUUCAA
Molecule: messenger RNA, 614 nt
Organism: Eucalyptus grandis
Lineage: Eukaryota; Viridiplantae; Streptophyta; Magnoliopsida; Myrtales; Myrtaceae
Exons: 2
Coding region: 94-312 (72 amino acids)
Source: RefSeq, a predicted model, not a curated record